CGCGAUGCCACGCGGUGUCUAAUAAUACAGCGCGUCGCGUGAGUGCCUGAGGAAGACGGUUCAUAUUACUGAUGCCUGCUUGCCGAUGCCAGUUACGGGUCGGCAAUCGCUAACUUGAAGGAAGUUAUCUGGAGAUAUGACGCCCACUGCGAAGUAUAAGGUUGCGCAUUCGAAAAAACUUGGAAGAUAUCUCGUAACAGCUAAAAACAUAGCAGCGGGAGAAGUUAUAAUUCGAGAGGAACCGAUCGCGGUCGGUCCGAUGGUGUACAAGAAGGAUUGUUUCUGCUUUGCCUGUAUGCGCACGUUACCAAAAAUUAGCGAGGGAAGAUACGUUUGUUCCAGAUGUAACUUUGCACCGCUGUGCAGCGUAGCAUGCGAGGUGCGAACGAAUCAUCACACGACUGAAGAAUGUCAAAUAUUUAGAGACAAUCGAGAUCUACUGGCAGAGAGCAAAAUUGAUGCGGCAGGAAUUUUACUGGCCUUGCGGCUAUGGAUAAUAAAACACAAGAAUUCAGUUGUGUGGGAGAAAAUAGAUUGUAUGGAGACUCAUUUGGAUAAGAGGAUCGACACGCCCGUCUGGAGGGACAGACAAGUCAAUGUCGUAGAUGCAAUCCGAAGGCUUCGCGUGCCCACUGAGAUUGAGCCGCCGAGCACGGAGUUAAUGCAGAAAUUGUGCGCAAUUUUGGAUGUGAAUGCCUUCGAGUUGCGAUCACCUGGCGCCGUUGACGGUCUUCUUCUACGAGGUCUAUACAUCGAGGCGACUCUGAUGGCUCACGACUGCAGGGGCAACACUCAUCUCACCGUGGACGACAAUUUCCAGCUGACUGUUUACGCGAGCGUGACGAUCAAACAGGACGAACCUAUCCUUUUCAAUUAUACCUCGUCGCUGCUGGGUACGGCUGACAGGAAAGAUCAUCUUCGAGAGGGAAAGUACUUCGAAUGCGAAUGCUCUCUAUGUACAGACCCAUACGAAUUGCAGUCGCAUUUGAGUAGCGUGUUAUGCCCGCGUUGUAAAAAAGGAUUCGUAGGCAUACAAGAUACGUCCAUCGUCGAUCCGUACGAGCGCAGUCGAUGGCAAUGCCAGAUGUGCAAGAGGACCUAUGGCGGUCGUCUUAUCAGAGCUACGUUGAACAUAUGUAGAACACUUAUCGAUGAAUGUGAGGAGGACGCUGACAUAAAAAGAAUAGAUGACUUGCUUAAAAAAUUAUCCCGAUCGCUGCAUACCAAUCAUUUUCUAAUAUUGUCUUUAAAGCAGAAAUUGUUGACGGCCUGUAGAAAAGAAAUAACAUCUCCCAAUCCUCAGAAAAAGGUUGUGCAAAAGAUGUUGGAUACGUGCAAGGAAGUCUAUAAUGUCUUAGAUAUAGUAGAACCGGGCAUAUCGCGUUUAAAAGGCAUAAUGUUGUACGAGAUGCAUUUGCCUAUAAUAAUAUUGGCGAAUCGAUCUUAUUCUGCGCGUGAGAUCUCUUCAACGCAGUUGGCUUGUCAACUGGAAGAAGCCAGAGAUCUUCUAAAGAAAGCUCUGACUAUGCUUCUUUUGGAACCGCCGACCACGCCAGAAGGGAAAUUGGCUAAGAGAGCGCUGGAAGAAUUACGGACGUUAAAUCAGAAUAUAAGCGACGUUAAAUCCUUACCGCUGGAAGAGCCCAAAGUCCAUGUGCGUAAAACGAGAGAACAUCGUAAAAAAAUCAAAUGACAUCUCGUCCGAUUCAUUAUUUCUAAAUUUGAAAAAUGGUUAUUUUUCUCAUAAAAAAUG
Molecule: messenger RNA, 1753 nt
Organism: Wasmannia auropunctata (little fire ant)
Lineage: Eukaryota; Metazoa; Arthropoda; Insecta; Hymenoptera; Formicidae
Product: protein msta, isoform B-like
Exons: 7
Coding region: 137-1693 (518 amino acids)
Molecular function (GO): protein binding
Source: RefSeq, a predicted model, not a curated record